Molecule: messenger RNA, 2638 nt
Organism: Hippoglossus stenolepis (Pacific halibut)
Lineage: Eukaryota; Metazoa; Chordata; Actinopteri; Pleuronectiformes; Pleuronectidae
Gene: tnip2
Product: TNFAIP3 interacting protein 2
Exons: 6
Coding region: 523-1875 (450 amino acids)
Biological process (GO): cellular response to lipopolysaccharide; regulation of transcription by RNA polymerase II
Molecular function (GO): K63-linked polyubiquitin modification-dependent protein binding
Source: RefSeq, a predicted model, not a curated record
AUCUUAAUAAUAAGAUGUUACCUUUUAAGAAACUGGAAAAAAAACUGACUCUUGUAGGAAACACUUGCUAAAGGGAACUAAAAUAACGUAAUAAGAACGCCUUUCGCUGGAAGUGCUGUAGUUUACGACGGUAAUGAACGCAGCGCGGGGUACCUCUAGCUUAGCCUUUAGCACUGAAACUAGCAUAAAAGUUUAUAGCAUGCGUUUUUUUUAAAAAUGGUUCGUAUCCCGUGUUUUCUUGUAGUGGUCGGGGGCCGGCGGGCUGUGAACGCACUUGGCCGCACGGUGACGGCGGGUCUCGGAGCAGGCAGACUCGGUUUGACGAACUCCAAAAAGUACACGGGGAAGUUCCCUAGGAAAUCCCCCUUCUGCUCGGGGAUAUUAUUCUCCUGCUCGCCUCCGACUCAGACGACAGCCUCGGUGUAGAUCCUCGGUGAAGACACGGGAGCGGGCGUCAGAUGUCGGAUUAUUAACAGAAACAUUUCCCCCCCAUAUUUUUCUCUUUAAUCCACCAUCUCUGCCAUGGAUAAUGUCGGCGCGAGCACAGACAGGAUCCGGAGCUUCAGCACCAUCACCAGCCUGUAUCACGAGACGCGGCAGGAGACCGAGCUGCUGAACAAGCAGAUCCACGUCAAGGACAACAUCAUCGCGGACCUGAAGGCGAGGCUGGGCCGGUACGAGCGGCUCUACAUGUCGGUGGGGGACGACGAGUCGGUGGUGGUCGGUCCCUCCAAGUCGCUGCUCGAGAGCCUGUGUCAGGAGAUCUGCAAACUGAAGCAGCGGGGCAGCGAUGCCGAGUUCAAGGCGUCUCGACAGGAAGAGGAGAUCCAGAGGCUGACCUUGCAGCUCAGAGAGACGGAGCUGGAGCUGGAGAGCGUCAGGUGUCAGCCUGACCACGAGAAGGACCGCGAGAUCCAGAGGCUGCGGUCGGCCUUGGAGGAGAGGGACCGUUGCGAGGCCACCAGAUCCGUCCUCUGCACCUCCCUGGUGGAGGAGGCCGACCAGCUGCGGGGGCAGCUCAGCGCCACUGUGAAGGUGUGCCAGGAGCUGCUGGCGAGGCUGGAGAAUAAGGGCGAAGGAGCGGUAGAGGAGGUGGCCCAUCAGCAAAAGGCUAAGGAGACGGCAGAGUCCUCUGACAUGAGCGGUGUCAACACUCAAAUCGUUCAACUUCAGGAGGAGAAUAAACAGUUAAAGCAGCGGGUGGCAUAUGUACAGGGUUUGAACUCCCAGUGGCAGAAGUACGACUCCAGCAGGGAGGACUAUAUCCGAGGUUUAUGUCAGAGGCUGAAGGAGAGCACUGGGCAGGGCCUGAUGCCUGCGCUGGGUUCUGUCCGCACUGGGUUGCUUCAUCACGAAAUCUCCAGGCUCAACGGCUUACUGGAAGAGAAGAUGAGUGAGUGUGCGAGGCUGGGAAGAGACGUCGAUGAGAUGAGGAGGAAGGACCAAGAGCGCAUCCAGACAUUGGAGCAACAGGUUCUUAUCUACACAGACGACUUUAAGUCGGAGCGUAGAGACAGAGAGCGAGCACAGGGCCAGAUCCAAGACCUGAAGGAGCAGGUUUAUCAGUUGAAACAGCAGCUACACAAACAGCAGGGAGCCACCAGAGAGAUCAGAGAUGUGGUUCCCAUGUGUCAUGUGCACAUAGGACACAGGAUCUCCCCACGGCGUCACAAGGACAAUACAGAGCAUCUACUGAGGACUACCACCGAGACGCAGCAGCAGCCUGCAGCCGCAGCCGCAGCUGCAGCCGCAACGCCGAGCCCCGCCUUGAGCGAGUGCCGGGACCUGUCCGAGCUGCAGUGCCUGCUUUGCAUGGCCAAGUUCCGUGACACUGCAGAGUACAUGAAACACUGGGAGGAAUGUGCCAAACUGUAAACGAACACUCAUUCGGAAAAGACAGUCAUUUGCUGACAGUAACUGAACACUGACGAGCAGCACUACACGGCAGAAAAUAACCUGAGUGGAGUUUCCAUUUUCGAGAGGCGUGACUACAAAUGAAUCAAUUGAUGUGAGAUGUUUGUACAUAGAGAAACAAAAAUGUACAACCCCCAGUUCCCCUGUCACAGGAGAAAUGAGUUCAUCAAGCCUUUAGUUAAAAAAGUGUCAGGUUCUGAGUCCUGGGGCAACACAUGGGAUUAUUGUGGAGGAGAAGAGGAUGUCGAUGCAAUAUAUCAAAUAUCAUAUACCUCAAUAUGUCCAAUUACAAAUCUGUUGCACUUUCUUGACAUUUAGCCCAAAACUAAUUGUAGGAUUGUACGAUUUUAAAGAUCCACGACGCAUAAGCUUCUUAUUUUGGAACUAGAUAUCUAGUCAAUGAUGUGGUGCUAUUCAUAGUUUAUUUUUGAUCGAACUUGAGAUAUUUUUGUUCUGUAAAUUAUCUACUAAACAAAUUUAAAAUAUAACUUAAUAUUUAUUCUUCUUGCAUAUAUAGGAAGAGGCAGAUCAUUUAAGUGCAAUGCCUUUUUUAUUUUCCGCCAAAGCCAAGAAAUAUAUUUCUUAGCUCAAAUGUUUUUGAGAUCCACUUUUUUCUUUUUUAACUGAUUGCAUCCCAACUGACAUAAUGCAUAUUUUUGUGAUAUCUGGUGCAGUUUUCUCGAGCUGGCACAUUAUUUUUGUAAUAAAAAAACUGUUCACCCAC